AUGCAAUUGCAAAUUGAAAGUACCAGCACACCAGCGUGUAAGAAAAAAUCCCAACCAGUCACUACUAGGACCCCUUUGUUAAAAAAAUUUGGUGAAAAAGUGACUAAAGCAGUUAUUGAAAAUACUAUCACGUCAUCGGCGAACAAUUUUACCGAUCAGGAGACUGCAAAAUCAGAUGAAUGCAUGCUAUCAGAUGACGUCGAAAAUUACUUUGUGCCAAUAAAAAAGCCUACUAUUAAAGAAAUAAUUAAAGCUUGCAGACCAGUUGCGUCCUCGGAAAAUUCGGAAAAAAGUGCAGCCGCGUCGCAGGAAAACGAAGUAAACUGCAGUUCAUUAGAACAGUCCGUUGUGAACGAUUCCGGCUUGCAUGGAGAUUUCCCUACCAUCAUAAACACUGAUGUAGAGGACUUAGACGUGUCAGGUGUUGUCGAUCAAGUCGAUUGUGUUGACGAUCCUGAGGAUUCUGAUUACACGCUUUCUGAAACUGAAGUGUCAGAGUCAGAAGAUAGCGAAAUUUCUGACAAGGAAAAUAAACAUGUUGAAAAAGGUGCGGACGUGUUUACAUUUUCAGCUGACGAAGAAGAUGAAAGUGAAGAAGAACAAGAGACAAUAGAUCGUGUGUAUGUCAAAGAAACUCAAAAAUCGAACGGAGGUGAAAGAUUGUAUGACAGCAGGCAUGCUUGCCUUUAUUGUGGUCUUAUGCAGCCAAAACUGAGUCGUCAUCUGUUAACACAUAUUGUGGAAGAAGAGGUAAAAAAGGUGAAGGAUUUAGCAUUAAAAUCGAAGGAGAGGAAACAUCUUCUCAAAGCGCUUCGUUUAAAGGGGGACUUUUACCACAAUAUAAAAGUGCUGAAGACGGGUGGUGAAAUGAUAGUGGCUCGACGUCCUCCCAAGGGAGUAAAAUCCCAACCAAGUGAAUAUUUGCCUUGUAAAUAUUGUUAUGCUUUCCUACACCAAGCACAAUUGUCAAGGCACUGUCGAAACUGCAGUUUUAAAGACAUGAAAAGUUGUGAGCAGGAAAACAUUAUCAAACAGUCAGAACUGCUGAUCUACCCCAACAGGGCUAUUCCUGGUGCAAGUCUAGAUUUGGAGGAGUUUGUUAUUAGGAAAAUGAAGAAGGAUGAGUUAACUGAGCUUGUCAAAAAGGAUUUCAUCAUCGUCACUUAUGGAUCCUUUUUGAUAAGUGGCAAAGGAAGAAGAGCAACAGGAGAGGUUUCGCAAAGAAUGCGAAUUUUGGCCAGACUUUUGCAAAAGUUGCAAGAAUUGAGGCAAAAUGUAGAUGGUGGUUUGAUUGCCUUUAUCAAACCUCAGUAUUUCGACGAUGUCUGCGAAUGCACAAAGCUUCUUGCAGGGUACAAAAGCCAGAAUGCUGAUGGAGAAAUGGCGCCAUGCUUUGAGACGCCCAGUCUUCCGUUAAAAUUGGGAUACACAUUGGAUAGUGUAUGCAACCUAUUGCACGGCUACGGCCUAAGAACGAAUGACGAUGUCCUCAUCAAAAACGCCAUCAAUUUUUUGAAAUUGUAUCAGACGGAGUGGCCAGUGAGGAUUUCGUCAGCGUCACUUUGGACACUGGCAGAAAAUAAGUUUAAUAAAACGGAUGUUCUGCCAUUAACCUCUGAUUUACUAAAGUUGAAGGUGUUUUGUGAAAAAGAAAUUGUGCGUCUUUGCGCCGAUUUAAAGAAAAAUGUCACAGUGGAUGUUUGGAGGCAACUUGCUGAAAUAGUUAUCACAAGGCUGACCGUCUUUAAUAAGCGCAGAGGAAAUGAACCCGCCAGCAUAUUGUUAAAACGCUACGCUGCUAGAAAUGACAGAGAGAAAAUCAUGCAUGAUGACAUUGCCGAUUCUCUGUCUCCAAUUGAAAAGAAAUUAAUUGAUAGAUUAGAAAUUGUUCAUGUGAGAGGAAAGAGGGGCAGACAAGUGCCAACUUUAUUAACGGCAGAUUGUGUUGCUGCGAUUGAUCUAUUGGUCAAGAAAAGAGAAAAAGUCGGAGUAGCGGCAGGAAACAAAUACCUGUUUCCAACUCCAACCAGGCAGUCAUUAAAUCCUCUUCGAGGUUAUCAAUGUAUCAAUGAAGUAGUGAAGAGAGUUGAAGGUCUGGAGAAACCGGAUUUAGUGAAGAGCACUAAGUUGCGGAAGUAUAUUGCCACCGUUAACGUACACAAGGAGUACUAUCGCCUUCACGACUCUGCGAUAGAACUUUCCAAAGUGAGUCGAUUGCUGUUAGCAAUCGAUUCUGGUAAUGGAAAAGAACUCGUCGGAAGAUCUUUAAAGGAAAUUACGUUGAACGAUUUGCCAUCACCAGUAGACGAAGAUUUAAAUGAAGAAGAUGUAAAUGAAGAAGAUGUAAAUGAGGAAGAUGUUGAGCAUUUUUCAGAUCACGAGAAUACAGCAGUUUCUGAAACAAGGAAAAUCGUGAAAAUCAUUGCUCCAAGAAAAUCAAACAGAAAUUGGACGCAGUGGUCUAAAGAAGCAAGCGCUGUCGUACUAAAAAGAUGCCACAGUUUUAUUGUGGGCGACUUGCUGCCAGGAAAAGCUCUAUGUGAAAAGAUUAUUGAAGAAAACCAAGGCUUGCUUCAAGGUCGUUCCUGGAGAAACAUUAAAGAUUUCGUGCUAAAUCACAAAAGAAACGUGUCGAAAAAAAUGUCAGAGAAAUGAUUUAAUAUAUAAAUAAGGGAAUAUGUAAUUUAGAAUACUGUAAAUACUCAAUUAAGUCAAUUAAAGGGCUUUUUCUAAAGGUGGGGUUUAUUGAAAAAGGUGGUUAUAGAACAAGAGUUAACUUAAUCCUGUGCACUUAUUCUUUUAUAACAUGUUAGUGUGAAAUUUCAGUUUAAAAAUAAAAGGUAUAUAAGUAAAGGCCAGAAUACACUUGUAUAAUAUCAUUAAACAUAUUUUAAAAUACAGUUAUAAUUUUUCUACAAUAUACU
Molecule: messenger RNA, 2924 nt
Organism: Hydractinia symbiolongicarpus
Lineage: Eukaryota; Metazoa; Cnidaria; Hydrozoa; Anthoathecata; Hydractiniidae
Exons: 13
Coding region: 1-2655 (884 amino acids)
Source: RefSeq, a predicted model, not a curated record